Molecule: messenger RNA, 504 nt
Organism: Sodiomyces alkalinus F11
Lineage: Eukaryota; Fungi; Ascomycota; Sordariomycetes; Glomerellales; Plectosphaerellaceae
Exons: 6
Coding region: 1-504 (167 amino acids)
Source: RefSeq, a predicted model, not a curated record
AUGAGUGUGAUCGAGAGCGAAGCUCUCUACAUAACAUUAGGCAAGAGGACCCCCCGGGGGACGGACGGACGCUGCCCAGCCCAGGGCAAGGAGAGGGUUUGUACAUUGUACGUGGCCCCGUUUUCCAGGGGCCAUGCCAAUGUUGUGGGAAAUUACCCUGUUUACCCCCUGGCCAUCCACGGCAGGAAGAUCGUGCGCGUUCCUGCCUCGAUCCUAACUCUGAGCCAAUCCCCAUCCUCCAUGCUUUGCGCUAACACAAUUAAAGGCUGCAGGUACCGAUCUGGUAGUGUCCGUAUCAGCUUCUCUCGCCAGUAUGACCUGAAACAGCCUUACCACUGCACUCUUGCUGCAGAGGAGAAGAGGCCCAAGCAACGACCAUGGGUUACCUCUUUUUGUCUCUUAACCAACACAAGCCUUCAACAUCCAUCUACUCUCUGGCCUGUCUAUAACACUGACUUUGUCCUGUUCCCAUCGACACCAUCGCAACCGGCCCCUAACGCAUAA